Molecule: messenger RNA, 222 nt
Organism: Geodia barretti
Lineage: Eukaryota; Metazoa; Porifera; Demospongiae; Tetractinellida; Geodiidae
Source: the annotation of a GenBank genome assembly
AUGUACCGCAUCAACGCCCAGAGCCGCGCCUUCGAGGACCAGUGCAUGCGUCAGGGCAUCCCGUACCGGCUUGGUCGGCGGGGUGCGCUUCUACCACCGCAGGAGAUCAAGGACGCGGUCUGCUACCUGCGCGUGGUCUUCAACCCCGACGAUGAGGUCAGCCUCCAACGCGUCAUCACCAACCGCCGCGAGGGCCUGGGCGCAAAGUCGGUCCAGCACUGA